GGAGGAGGAGGAGGAGGAGGAGGAGGAGGAGGAGGAGGAGGAGGAGGAGGAGGAGGAGGAGGAGGAGGAGGAGGAGGAGGAGGAGGAGGAGGAGGAGGAGGAGGAGGAGGAGGAGGA
Portunus trituberculatus (swimming crab) is the source of this 117-nucleotide messenger RNA. RefSeq names its product putative glycine-rich cell wall structural protein 1. NCBI's taxonomy places the organism in Eukaryota, Metazoa, Arthropoda, Malacostraca, Decapoda, Portunidae. The annotation marks the transcript as partial. The transcript has 2 exons. The record is from RefSeq and is a predicted model, not a curated record.